This is a messenger RNA of Purpureocillium lilacinum, 1017 nucleotides long. NCBI's taxonomy places the organism in Eukaryota, Fungi, Ascomycota, Sordariomycetes, Hypocreales, Ophiocordycipitaceae. The record is from RefSeq and is a predicted model, not a curated record.
AUGAGGCACUGCCGGGACAUCCCCGCCACCAGUCGACGACGCCUUUUGCACGGCAUACUCGAUUCGCCUUUUGCGGCGGUGCCAAUGGCGCACCGCAGGCGUGGUCGGAGGCGGCCCAUGCAGCUGCGUUGGCUUGACCUGGAAAUGCACGCCAGGUCAGGGUUCUGCGAGGGCAGUCUGCCACAGAACUUCUCUGCGGCUGCUCCUCGACGCGCAUGCCGCGUUGGUACUGUUGAAUGGCGACCAGCGCAAGGACGGCCCCGGUGGUUCCCCGAGGCGAUCAAAGAGGCAGCGAUAACGUACGAGUGCCUGACGGAGCAUGACCACCGAGCCUCCCUUAGAGCUUGCAUGGAGCUCCGGAGACGCAGUCUUGCCGGGACAGGGAUUCACCUGGGCUCGGUUGUUAGCCUCUGUCUCUGCAUGGCGCGAUCGCCCAGGACCGUCGGCCAACUGUCGGGCAAGGUGGGCAGGCGACCAAAUCCAGGGCUCGCCGUCACCAGAUUGAAUCGAGGACUGUGGCAGAGGAGUGCCAAAUUUGGGACUUCAUGGGCUUCGCGUUUGCUCCGCUGGCCGUCGUCUAACCAGACAACGGGGAUAGCUCACGGGCAGGAUUGCUCCUCUUCGUAUUUCGGCACCCCCCGUAGUGCGCGCGCACGACAACCGUUCGAAGUUGCUUUUUCCCGUUCUCUGACAAGUGACAGCCGCGUGCCACGCGCAACGGCUCGACUCCCGUAUGGACCCUUCGCCGCCGCCUGGCACCAGGGAGGCCGCAGCUCUUUGCUCCAUGCGGAGCGUCGCGGCCCCGUUGCGUCGGCGCCGCCACUCUUUCCCGGUGGGCUGGACAGCCCUGGCUGCAUUAGACUGCAUUGCCCGUUGCCGCGGAAGUCUUGCGCGCACUCUGCAGGAUGGCCGACCAAGUGGGGAACUGGGGUUCUUUUAAUGUUAAUGCGCGCAGACUGCGAGUCGUCACAUUUCAAAUCGUCUUGGAACGUGCCACUCCGAUCCUGGCCAAGUUGA